GGCAGAACGAUCAGUACUCAUACCAAACUGCAGCAUAUUCAUGAAAACAUUCUCUGCGAAACAAACGAUAAGUAAUAUCUUGAAGUAUCAAUUCACUUUUUUCGCCGAUCAGUAACAUUUGACACGAAAUUGUCGUAUAUCAUAAAAUUUUGCAAGUCACGCACAAAAUAUACGCAUAAAUAUAAAGAGAUAAUCUCUCUUAUUACAGUAAGUUACAUACAUUGAUUAAUGUCCCCCAGAUAAAGUGUGACUAGUGCAAUUGCAAUUGGCUUGUUACUACGGCAGUCACUGGAUAGUCACUGCACAGAAGGUAACGGCUUACGUAAGGUGUCAAACCUAUUGGACGUAAUACGUAGUGACGUGAUACGAAAUCGCAGCGGCUCUAAUAAAUCAACAUGAAGACGUUGCUAUUUAUUUUCCUUGUAAUGUUGACUUGUGAUCAAAUCGCUGAUGGUUACCGGAUUCUUGGUAUGUUUCCGUUACACGGCAAGAGUCACUGGAUCAUGCAAGAGGCAUUGAUGAAGGCUUUGGCAAAACGGGGUCAUCAAGUGGACGUCUUCACGCAUUUUCCACAGAAGAAACCUAUACCUAAUUACACGGAUAUCAGCUUGAAGGGCAGUCUUCCGCAAGUAGUGAAUAAUGUUACUGCAACAGAAGUAUUAGGUUUCAGCACUCCGUCUAUAGCCAAACUGGUUGAAAUGGCUGGAACGAACAUUUGUGAAUUAUUGAAUCAUCCAAAACUGCAAGACCUGAUCAAGAAUCCGCCACAAGAUCCCCCAUACGACAUCAUCAUUUUAGAGCUGUUCGCCGCACCGUGCUACCUCGCAUUUGCCCGCCAUCUCAAAGUCCCCAUGGUCGGCACGGUGGCCAGCGUUUUUCACGACUGGCUGAACGAGGUGUCCGCUAAUCCGAUGGGUACUGCUUACGUCCCGAGCAUGUUCUCAAUGCACAACCAACACAUGAAUUUCAAGGAACGUCUGACAAACUUUUUAUUGUCGCAUUAUCUCUCUUGGCAAAUGCAUUAUUACACGAAUAUCCAAUUAAAGUAUGUGAAGGAACACUUCGGCAUAGACGUGCCGCAUAUCAAGGAUUUAUAUUCCGACAUAUCCUUGUAUCUGGUCAACUCUCAUCACACGUUGAAUGGAAUCAGAGCAAUGACCACCAAUGUGAUCGAGGUCGGCGGUUUGCAUCUUAGCGACGACGAUGAUCCACUGUCACCGGAAGUGCAAAAGUGGUUGGACGAAAGCAAAGAUGGCUGUAUCUACUUUACAUUUGGGUCGAUGGUGAGGAUUGAAACUUUCCCCAAAGAAAUAGUUCAACAAUUUUACGCAUCUUUUGAGAAGAUCGCGCCAGUCCGCGUACUAAUGAAGGUAGCGAAAAAAGAGGAUCUGUUGCCAGGAUUACCGAAGAACGUCAUGACGCAAUCGUGGUUUCCACAGAUCUCCGUUCUUAAACAUAAAAAUAUACGAGCUUUUAUUACGCACGGCGGGAUGUUUGGAACGCAAGAGGCGAUCUAUUGUGCAGUUCCUAUGAUUGGCAUCCCCCUAUUUGGGGAUCAACGCGUCAACAUUAAAAAUUACGUCAACAAAAAGGUGGCUAUUUCGCUUAAUUCAGUAACCGAAGUUACCGAGGAGACAUUAACUUCGGCGAUAAAUAACAUCCUGAAGGAUCCCUCCUAUCGGAAAAAUAUACAAAAACUAUCGAAGUUGUUCCUCGAUCGACCAACGAGUGCCGUGAAUACGUCGGUAUUUUGGGUAGAGUAUGUCGCGAAAUAUGGAAACAUACUUCAAUCGCCAGCAAUGAGGCUUUAUUGGUGGCAACAAAACUUAUUGGACAUUUACGCGUUGAUACUUGUAGUGACUAUUACAGUGCUCUACGUCGUGCUAUUUAUCCUUUGGAAAUUGAAGAAGCUCUUGUUCGGAUCGCGCGCUUGCGCAAAGAAAGACAAUGCGGCAAUCAAGUCGAAGAAGAACAAGUAAAGAAGUUGUGCAAGUAUUAUUUCCUUCUCUUGAUAAAUUAGCAAUCUUGAAGAUUAUUAUAUCUUCUCUUCUCAUAGAUUCUACAAGAUUAUAUAUGAAAACGAGAACUUUGUACGACGCUUUUCUAACGUUAUUAUUGAAUAUUAUAUAUAUAUAAUAUUUUAAUAAAAUAUUUGAUUAAUUACUGUU
Messenger RNA from Pogonomyrmex barbatus (red harvester ant), 2168 nucleotides. RefSeq names its product UDP-glucosyltransferase 2. Gene Ontology annotation, molecular function: UDP-glycosyltransferase activity. The record is from RefSeq and is a predicted model, not a curated record. Lineage: Eukaryota; Metazoa; Arthropoda; Insecta; Hymenoptera; Formicidae.